CUUGAUUUAUGAAGUAAAAUAAAAACAUGGUCAAAAUUAAACAAGUGAACGUUGGGGCGAACUAUGCAUGGAGUCCAGCAGAAAACCACCCCGUGUACAUUGCAGCGGGUACCGCAGCUCAACAGCUGGAUGCCACAUUUAGUUCCAAUGCAAAACUUGAAUUGUAUGCGGUGGAUAUGACUGAUGACAACUACAAUAUCAAGUGUGCUGGCUCCAUCGAGACAGAAAACAGAUUUCAAAAAGUGGUGUGGGGAAGUGGUUAUGCAGAGAAUCCUACUACCAGUGGAUUGAUUGUGUGCGGUACAGACAAGGGUGGUAUUGAAAUUUAUAACCCAGAGAAAAUUUUGGAAAAUGAGGUUGACUGCAUACUUUCCAACUCGAAACAUACCGGACCCGUUCGAUCACUUGAUUUUAAUAAUUUUCAGAAAAACUUAUUUGCUUCUGGUGCAAAUGACAGCGAAAUUUAUAUUUGGGAUCUGAAGAAUCCAUCCAACCCUAUGACCCCUGGAACAAAAACGCAACCCACAUCAGCAGUAGGAGCACUUGCCUGGAACAAACAGGUUCAACACAUCCUGGCUUCUACAAGUUCGCUUACAUCAGGACCUUGUUGUGUCGUGUGGGAUCUGAGGAAAAAUGAACCAAUUAUUAAAGUCCAAGACCCCUCCGGAAGGAUGCAGUGUAGUGAUGUCUCUUGGCAUCCGGAUGUUGCAACUCAGUUGGUUCUUUCUUCUGAAGACGAUCAUCUUCCAGUUGUUCAACUGUGGGAUUUAAGAUUUGCAACCUCACCAAUGAAGGUUUUGGAGAAGCACAGCAAAGGUGUGCUGUCUGUAUCAUGGUGCAAACAAGAUUCUGAUUUGCUUCUUACAUGUGGGAAAGACAACCAUAUAUACUGCUGGAAUCCUAAUGGUUCUCCACCAGAAAUAUUAUGCGAGCUUGAAACUGGAGCUCAAUGGUGUUUCGAUGUACAGUGGUGUCCACGCAACCCUAAUAUUCUUUCAACCGGAUCUUUUGACGGUUGCAUUUCCAUUCAUUCUAUUAUGGGGGGUUCUCCUGUCCAAAGUAAUGACCAGAAUCAAGCUCAAAGAAACAAGAUUGCUGAUGCCUUUGGUAGUGAUGCUUUUGCUGGGGAUGCUCCUCAACAGCAACAUACACAACCAAAGAAAACAAUUCCUCUGAAGAAACCUCCAAAGUGGAUGAGAAGACCAUGUGCUGCCUCAUUUUCAUUUGGAGGGAAAUUGGUUUCAUUUGAAAAUAACCAGACAACAGAAAACCAACAUCAAACUUCAAGCCAUAGAACAGUUAAAAUAAGUCAGGUUGUAACAGAGGUGGAAUUAUUGGAACGGUCGGCAGAUUUACGAAAAGCGCUCACUGAUGACACUCAGUGUACAGCUUACUGUCACCGAAAACUAGAGAAAGCACAAAGUGAAUUUGAAGAAAAUUUUUGGAGUUUUUUGAAGGUUAAUUUUGAACCUGAACCAAGGAAAGAAUUUCUUCAAUUACUUGGUUACAAUCCAGUUGAACUCACAGCAAAGUUUUCAAAAGUUUUGGGAACAACUACGAAUGGUAUUUCAUCUGGUAUAGACAGCCUGUCAAUCAGUGCAAAGAGUGAGUCUGGAGAUGACAAUGUAAGCAACGGUGCGAGUUCCUCCAAUGGACUUGAUGCUUUUGAACAAAUUGCUGUUGCCCAAGAAACAAAGAAGCAAGAGGAAGAAAUUAAGCCAAUGGUCAUACCUGUUGCUGAUGGAGAUAUUGACAGUUUGAUUAGCCAAGCUCUUCUGAUUGGAGAUUACGAAGCUGCGGUUGAUCUCUGUCUCCAUAGCAACCGUAUGGCGGAUGCUAUCGUCGUGGCAAUGGCGGGAGGAUCUAAACUUCUUGAGAAAACACAAAAGCGAUAUUUCGAUGCUAGUGAAUCAAAGAUAUCAAGGCUUUUAUCCGCGGUUGUUACCAAGAAUUGGGCAGAUGUGGUGAAGUCAUGUGACCUGGAAAAUUGGAAGGAAGCAUUGGCGUCGUUGCUUACAUACGCCUCACCUCAGGAUCUUAUCUCGCUGUGUGAUGAGCUUGGUGAAAGAUUGGAAGCCAACCCUGAGUUGAAAUCUCAUGCAUGUUUGUGCUAUAUUUGCUCGGGGAAUAUUGAACGUCUGGUUCGAUGUUGGAGUAGUGUUAAUUCCCAAGAUAAUAAUGGAAAUGAUAUUCAGGAUUUAAUUGAAAAAAUGAUGGUGCUCCAUCGUGUCGCUGAACAACGGAGCCAAGGUGGUUCGGCAGCGAGCAUGGGAGAAGCCUCGAGCGAAAAGCUUUCUGAAUACGCUCACAUGCUGGCAUCGCAGGGUCAGCUUGGAGCAGCAAUGGAAAUGCUACCAGCGCAUUCAGAUAAGAUCUCAAUUCAAAUCUUACGUGAUCGACUUUACCAUUCACAAGGGGACACAGUGGUUGGAUACCAACCCCCGGUAUUCCCCUUUUCCAGGGAUGGGUCACGUGUGGGUCAUCGGCCUGAGGCGCAAGUUCAACCACGACGACAAAUGGGGGCCAAAGGUUCAGGGAUGUACCAACAACAGCAGCAUCUGCAACAUGCUCACCAACCAACCUCAACCAGCAGACCAUUGCAACCACAAAUUUCUGCACAGAUACCAAACUACCAACCACCAUCCGUACCAUCUCCUCAUCGCCCUCAAGUGAACAACCCAUAUGCUCGCCCAAUGCAACAGCCAAGUUAUUCUGGUCCUCAAGCUCCGAGCAACAUCUUCACUCCUCCAUCUGUUGCCCCAACAUCUCAGGUGACGGGGAUGAUGCCGGUUCAGGCCCCAUCUGCCCCAUACCAACCCUACAUGGCCCCCACCCCACAAACCAUGUCCCAAUCAAUGGGUAAUCCCCCUCAGCCCCCCAGCAACAUGUACGCUCCAGAUAUGGAGAAGAAACACAACAGUGGAGGUUGGAAUGAUCCUCCUGCUCUUGAUCCUAACAGAGUACCAAAGAAGAAAAAGCCGACAACUGUCCAGUCGCCACCCGUUGCUAAUUUCCUUGUCCCUAGCCAGCCGGCAAUUCCCCAUGAUGUUUAUAAACAGCCAACCCCCAAACCCAUUGACCCCGCUCAGCUGAACCUGAUGACCCCGGCUGCCCCGGUACAUAACCCCAUGGGUAACAUGAUGCGACCAGGGGUUUCCCCUAUGAUGGGUGGGGUCCAGCCAAGCAACAACAUGAUGCAAAAUGUGCCGCCCCCACCUCCGAUGGCUACUAAUUAUUAUGCUGAGGAAAGAGAUGAACUGGAUCACUCUUUUAGUGAUGAUGAGAGCUCUGCACCCGCCCCAUCUGUACCAACCGGUGCAUUGAAAGACACACCAAAAUCUCCCAUCCCUGCCGAACAUCAAAUACUUCAAGUCCAAUUUGAUCAGCUGAUUAAAAAGGCGCUCAACCAGAAUCCCAAUCAGCAAAUAAAACGGAAACUGGAUGAUUGUUCCAGAAGACUGGAGUUCCUCUACGACAAGCUUCGUGCAAACUCGCUUUCCCCGAACAUCAUCGGAGGGUUGCAUCAGGUCGCCCAAAGCAUGGAAUCACGUGAUUACGCCAAUGGUUUGCGUCACCAUACCCGCAUUGUGACGCAAUCGAACUUCUCCGAGAUCUCCGCGUUCAUGCCUGGCCUCAAAUCCUUGCUUCAAAUCGCUGGCCAGCUUCGGAUUUAAAGCCUCGGAAGUUUUUGGAAAACAAACCGACCAUACUAACUGGCGUCUAUAUAGAAGUAUUUUGCUUAUUUAAUUAACCUGUUUUACAUAAAGAUGCACUAUAAGAAGAUGCGAUUUGUCGACCGCGCGUCGUGUUUACUGUACAGAGAAUCUAUAGGUAAAUUGUUACGUGGGUGUCACUUCAUUGUAGCGUUGUCACAAAGGACCACGCCGUGUGGUAGCGGCAGCAUAACAUAGGAAUCCUUCUGCUUUGUUCUAUUUGGUGCAAUGGUGGAGUUCCCCGCCCGCUGCACUAUAGGCAGGUCGGAAGUACAAAUUCACCACACGUAGCCUGCUUGUAUAGAAGUGCAAUUGUAAUGUGUAUUGUUGUAAUAAACAAACGAACAAGAGAAAA
This is a messenger RNA of Ciona intestinalis (vase tunicate), 4068 nucleotides long. Lineage: Eukaryota; Metazoa; Chordata; Ascidiacea; Phlebobranchia; Cionidae. The record is from RefSeq and is a predicted model, not a curated record.